CGAUAAUUUCCCGCCUUCUUCAUAUAGUGGACGAGAUCCUAAGCCAGAUCCGGGAGAUCAAGAGAGCAAAGUUGUCUUGGUAGCUCUACUGAUAAGGAUUCUGGCCUCCUUUACUGUUUAUUAACGAAUACUUAUUACAACGCAAGCUGAAAUGUAGUAACCUGAGCUUGAUUUUAGCCAGAAAUCACAUCGAUUUGAUCGCGAAGUUUUGCCGCCAUUUUCCAUUGAUUCAAGCCAGUCAUCAAGUUGCGUUGGUGAAACGACACUGGCACCAGAUAUACCCAAAGAAUUCUAUCCUUUCGAUAAAGACUUGCAAAGAUAACGUAAUACCCAUCUACAGUGACAGUUGAACACAACGAAGCCGGGAGCAAAAACCCAGAGCAUCUGCUUUGUGUAAAGCGACCGAUGAAAUACAACCCAGAGGACGCCAUCUUGGCUUAGUUUGCUUGUGUUGUGUUAUUUACAAUGGCGGAAAAUGAGCCAAGUUCAGCUCCUAACGCUGAAAGCCCUGCUAAUAAUGGCGAUGAAAACUUCAGUGAGGAUAUUAAGGACUAUGCAAAGACUACCAUGAAUGAGCUUCUGGGCAUGUUUGGUUACGAUGAUGAAAUGACCAGUGAAUCAGUCAGCAGUUUAGACAUCAAGGUCCCAGAUUCUAUGAAAGACACUAACUCCACAACGCCCAACCCUGUCACAACCACCUCAGCAUUAGGAGGGCCAGUGGACCCUGUCAUCGUCAGUGUAGAAGGUAGCACCACUGUCAGUGGUGUUGUAAGAAAGCAUGGUGAAGGAGUUGCUGUGUCAACAGCAAUAUCGCACUCGGCAACGACAGCAGCAUCUACAGCACCAACUGAUGAUAGAAAGACGGAGCCUGCAUUGGAUGUUGAUAAGACAGUGAUCAGUGCUACAGACACAGCACCCGUCCCCUCAGAUGCUAAAACAGCAAAAGAAGAACACCCUUCAAGCAGUAAGAAACACUGGACAGAAUACCUUCACAUUAUAGAGGGCAAAUCGGGUAAAGUAGCCAAACCCUGCACUUGGUGCAAGAAGAUUACCAUACAACAGGACUACUCAUUCAAGGAUGGCAAGCGGGUCCUGGAGUGCCGUAGCAUUUGCUCUAAAUCCUGCUUCCAAAAGGCUGCCCUCAGUAUAACCGUGGAUAAUGAUCACAUCAAGAGCGUCCAGAAACUGUUACGGGAAGAACUCCCUGAAGAAAGCAGUACAACAGCUGAUGCUCGACCGGGUCCGAGUACGGCAACUGGUAUUGGGGAUAACAGCCCACCAACAAGUUUUGUGACUCUACCCAGAGGAUUGGCUCCAGGCAUUGCCCCAUUUGUACCUCGCUCGAUGUCAUCCAGCAUACGACAGAGGGCCCUUGCGCCUGCACCAAUCGGACAGCCAUUUGCACCCCAAGCUCCUGCACCACGAUAUACGUUUCCACCUUUCAACUGGGAUCAGUACUUGGCGAGAACUCGCUCUGAGGCCGCACACUGGUCCUUUUUUAGACAGACUCCAGCUCCGCCGUACAAUGGCUUUAAAGUGGGGAUGAAGUUAGAAGUUACCGACCCCAGGAUAGUGGACACGGUUUGUGUGGGUACCGUAGUAGGCGUGUUAGGGUCACGCAUUAGAGUCCGCUUUGAUGGCACGGACGCCUCCAAUGAUGUCUGGCAUGUGGUGGACUCAAAUGAGAUUCACCCCUGUGGAUGGUGUGAGAAGAAUGGGGGCAUGUUACAGCCACCAAUGGGCUUCAAGUCUGAUCCUGGUAACUACCACAAGUUCAUUAGCAAAAGUCUUGCAGACGCUGAACUGGCACCUGGGAGGCUCUUCAAAAAGGAGCCACCGGCGCCGGAGCGCAACUUCUUCCAGAAAGGUAUGAAGCUGGAGGCAACAGACCCUAAGAAUCACGCCCUCAUCUGCGUCGCCUCAGUGGGUGACGUGCAGGGGGACAAAAUCCGUAUCGACUUUGACGGGUACCUCGGCUCUGACUAUUGGGCGCGUUUCGACUCCAGAAGCAUCUUCCCGGCGAGGUGGUGUAACUUCACAGGGCACCCCCUACAGCCACCAGGAAAUUCCAAGAGAGCCCAAAAAGCACUGUCUCAAAGUAUCAAAGCAAAGGAAGAGAAAAAGGACAAAAAAGAGAAAAGUGAAAAGGAAAUGAAAAAGUCAACCAAGUCUUCCCAGAGCACACCCUCACCGGCCUCGUCCCCAGACCCCUCAUCAUCCGCGGACUCGAGCUAUUCCCCCUCCGACUCUGCGGCUUCGUCUGACGACGAAGAAGAAGAGGAGGAAGAGGAAGAGAAAGAGAAAGAGGAAAAGCCUAAGCCCGAGCCUGAACUCGCGCCUCCAUUACCCACAGUGCAGGUCUGUAUCAAUCGCGGUUGUUAUGUGGGCGAGUACCUCCAUCAGCAAAAGGUCCUAAACCUCCCCUCCAGCUACCAGGGGAAAGUCGUACACGUGGUCAGGCAGGUUAUACAAAGCAUCGUGGACUGCGCACUGGACCAGAAGGUCGUAUUCGACUUCCUCAAACCUGGGAACGGCAGGGCGACCAUAUACGCGCGGAGUAAUAAACAGGUGAUGAGCUGUGUUCUACAGCAUGUCGAUCGCGUGUCCAUAUUCUGGAGGGUUCUAGAACGGUUCAUCAGCGACCUCAAGUGUUGCGAGAACCUCGUGGCCGACCACAGGGUUACAAAUACAUGUGGAAAGUGUAAGAGACGAGCUUACAAGCCAGAUAUACUCAAACGAGCACAGGACUCCCAAGCCACCAGCUCUAUCAAGACCAGCACUGUCAAGAGAGUCAGACUUGAAGAACCUGCAGUGAGCUCUCCGAAUGUCGGCUCCACAUCACCCGCUAAGACCUGGUCCGUGGACGAGGUGGUCAAGUACAUCGAGAAAACAGAACUCGCCGAGCACAUCCCACUCUUUAGACAACACGAAAUCGAUGGACGCGCCUUGCUGUUAUUAACCCGGCAAAUUAUCAUGUCGUACAUGGGACUCAAACUCGGGCCCGCCAUAAAACUACUGGACUUAGUGAACGACCUGAAAGCAAGCACCACAAAUGCGUGACACAAUCACGCAAUCAUAAGAACAUACUUGAAAUAGGCUUGCUGUCUAGCCACUUGACUUAAACUGUUUCCGUGACGCGAUCAUGUAACGCGGUACGUGUGCGUGACAAUCACAUAUAGGCGACUCGAUCAAGUUGCGUGAUGCAUGCGCGUGACAUUCGACAAGACCUGACAAGAUCCCGUGUUACGUAUUUGUGAUUCGAUCCCGUGAUACAGUACAUGUUCGUGAUUUGAUCAAGUGAUACGUGUUCGUGAUUUGAUCUCUCGAUACGUGUUCGUGAUUUUAUCAAGUGAUACGUGUUCGUGAUUUGAUCACUUCAUACGUGUUCGUGAUUCGAUCACUUCAUACGUGUUCGUGAUGCGAUCACUUCAUACGUGUUCGUGAUUUGAUCAAGUGAUACGUGUUCGUGAUUUGAUCACGUGAUUCGUGUUCGUGAUUUGAUCAAGUGAUACGUGUUCGUGAUUUGAUCUCUCGAUACGUGUUCGUGAUUUGACCAAGUGAUACGUGUUCGUGAUUUGAUCAAGUGAUUCGUGUUCAUGAUUCGAUCAAGUGAUUCGUGUUCGUGAUUCGAUCAAGUGAUACGAGCUCGUGAUUCGAUCACUUCAUACGUGUUCGUGAUUUGAUCAAGUGAUACGUGUUCGUGAUUUGAUCACGCGAUUCGUGUUCGUGAUUUGAUCAAGUGAUACUUGUUCGUGAUUCGACCAAGUGAUACGUGUUCGUGAUUUGACCAAGUGAUUCGUGUUCGUGAUUCGGUCAAGUGAUUCGUGUUCGUGAUUCGGUCAAGUGAUACGUGUUCGUGAUUUGACCAAGUGAUACGUGUUCGUGAUUUGACCAAGUGAUACGUGUUCGUUAUUUAAUCAAGUGAUACGUGUUCGUGAUUCGAUCAAGUGAUACGUGUUCGUGAUUCGAUCAAGUGAUACGUGUUCGUGAUUUGACCAAGUGAUACGUGUUCGUGAUUUAACCAAGUGAUACGUGUUCGUGAUUUGAUCAAGUCAUACGUGUUCGUGAUUCGAUCACUUCAUACGUGUUCGUGAUUCGAUCACUUCAUACGUGUUCGUGAUUCGAUCACUUCAUACGUGUUCGUGAUUUGAUCACGUGAUUCGUGUUCGUGAUUUGAUCACGUGAUUCGUGUUCGUGAUUUGAUCACUUCAUACGUGUUCGUGAUUUGAUCACUUCAUACGUGUUCGUGAUGCGAUCACUUCAUACGUGUUCGUGAUGCGAUCACUUCAUACGUGUUCGUGAUUUGAUCAAGUGAUACGUGUUCGUGAUUUGAUCACGUGAUUCGUGUUCGUGAUUCGAUCAAGUGAUACGUGUUCGUGAUUUGAUCUCUCGAUACGUGUUCGUGAUUUGAUCUCUCGAUACGUGUUCGUGAUUUGACCAAGUGAUUCGUGUUCAUGAUUCGAUCACGUGAUUCGUGUUCGUGAUUCGAUCAAGUGAUACGAGCUCGUGAUUCGAUCACUUCAUACGUGUUCGUGAUUUGAUCAAGCGACACGUGUUCGUGAUUUGAUCACGUGAUUCGUGAUUUGAUCAAGUGAUACGUGUUCGUGAUUUGAUCAAGUGAUUCGUGUUCAUGAUUCGAUCACGUGAUUCGUGUUCGUGAUUCGAUCAAGUGAUACGUAUUCGUGAUUCGAUCAAGUGAUACGUGUUCGUGAUUCGAUCAAGUGAUACGUGUUCGUGAUUUGACCAAGUGAUACGUGUUCGUGAUUUGACCAAGUGAUUCGUGUUCGUGAUUCGGUCAAGUGAUUCGUGUUCGUGAUUCGGUCAAGUGAUACGUGUUCGUGAUUUGACCAAGUGAUACGUGUUUGUGAUUUGACCAAGUGAUACGUGUUCGUUAUUUAAUCAAGUGAUACGUGUUCGUGAUUCGAUCAAGUGAUACGUGUUCGUGAUUUGACCAAGUGAUACGUGUUCGUGAUUUAACCAAGUGAUACGUGUUCGUGAUUUGACCAAGUCAUACGUGUUCGUGAUUCGAUCACUUCAUUCGUGUUCGUGAUUUGAUCACUUCAUACGUGUUCGUGAUUUGAUCACGUGAUACGUGUUCGUGAUUUGAUCACGUGAUUCGUGUUCGUGAUUCGAUCAAGUAAUACGUGUUCGUGAUUUGAUCUCUCGAUACGUGUUCGUGAUUUGACCAAGUGAUACGUGUUCGUGAUAUGAUCAAGUGAUUCGUGUUCGUGAUUCGGUCAAGUGAUGUGUUCGUGAUUUUAUCACGUGAUACGUAUGCGUGACACGAGCACGUGAUACGUGACUCGAUCAUGUUUUCUACCUUUGAAGAAAUACUAGGUGCAUGGCACGAAGACCAGAGAAGGCACAUGUCGUACCUGCAUUACCUAAACUUGUUCUGUUCGUGAGGCUCAAAAACUGAUGGGGCUAUAAGAAUAAGGAUAGAGAGAUUUACACUGUUAGCCAAAGAUAGAUGUGUAAGGAAUAGCAUGUUGAGCAUUUAUAAAAUGUAAAUAAUUCAAGCAAAUCGAAAAUGUUGAGAAUGUAUAGGGCUGGACCAUUAGAAGAUGUCGCGCCAAAUCAAAUGCUGGAUAUGUUUUUUUAGAGGCCUGCAUCAUCGAAGUUGUUUAGGUGUUGGGUAUUUUCAUGUCGCUUUGUGUUGAGGUGUUUUUACUUGCAACCACCUAUUCCCCUCGUCUUCCAAUGGCCUACCCCCUCAAGGCCUGGCUAAACAUUCUACAAGUUUGUCAAACAUUGCGAAAGACUCGAUUGUUAUAGCCACCUAUAAAACGUUGCACUCAUUGUCUUUCAAAGCAGGUCCAGAUUUUUUUAGAUUAAGCAUUUUCAUCAAAUACUCAGGUGGAGCUUACAUAAUUUGCCGUUUAGUCACUCUUCAGAAAAAAAAACACGCGCGCUUCGUCCUUUUAUCCUGUCAGUGCUAGAAUCUUCCAUGCGCCAUUUUGAUUACCUGUUUGAACGUCUAACCAGACCUUAUAUUAUCAGACUACCAUGACAUGGACUAUCCAUUUCGUGGGCAAUAACACUGAACAUGUAGGCUAAUGUACCCUGGUAACCAGAGCCUCCAGACUUCUCUCGUCCAGUGACGCUCAGCCAAAAUGCUGCGACGAGCUUCGCUACGAGGCUACUGCAACGAAUGCAGUAAAUUGCAACUAAAGAUCUUGUGUUUUUACAAAGUUUUAUUAUGAAUUUUUUUAUAUUGUUACUUGGCGUUAAACAUUGUAUAAAAUAGCGAUAUGAAGAGCAGUAAUUAGGCCCUACCCUCAGCAAUCCUACAUACGACUUGCAUGCAUGGCGUAGUUGUGUUUUUGUUUUGAUUAUUACUCAUCAUACAACUUUCUCUAUAUUAUUUGAAGCUUUAUAAAUGGAAUUGAGCUGUUUUAUUAAAAUUCACUUCUUAGA
Molecule: messenger RNA, 6417 nt
Organism: Nematostella vectensis (starlet sea anemone)
Lineage: Eukaryota; Metazoa; Cnidaria; Anthozoa; Actiniaria; Edwardsiidae
Product: sex comb on midleg-like protein 2
Exons: 20
Coding region: 466-3060 (864 amino acids)
Biological process (GO): regulation of DNA-templated transcription
Cellular component (GO): nucleus
Molecular function (GO): protein binding
Source: RefSeq, a predicted model, not a curated record